AUGGAGCACGAAGGAAAAUUCAUACCAUUCUUCUCAAUUAAUUGCAGAAAAUCUCCAACAGUUACUCAGCUAACCAUCCUUGACAUUAUCAAAACAAAAAAACCUCGAAUCAUUCUUCUCAAUUGGGCCUCAUUUUUGUUCAGGCUCUGGCUUCUCAAAGAAGGUCUUCCUCAACCAGCCCCAUGGCUAAACCAGGUAGAGAGCGCCGGCGCCGGCGGCAACGCCCCACAUGGCGGCGGCUUUGACAUCGGCUGGUUGGAAACGAAGCUUCGCAGGUAGACCGGCCAUUUCCUCAAAUCUGUGUCUGAUGCGAAA
This is a messenger RNA of Lotus japonicus, 315 nucleotides long. RefSeq lists its product as uncharacterized. Bases 1 to 279 code for a protein of 92 amino acids. The transcript is spliced from 4 exons. The record is from RefSeq and is a predicted model, not a curated record. NCBI's taxonomy places the organism in Eukaryota, Viridiplantae, Streptophyta, Magnoliopsida, Fabales, Fabaceae.